Apodemus sylvaticus (European woodmouse) is the source of this 2125-nucleotide messenger RNA. It is a transcript of the gene Hoxa9, whose product is annotated as homeobox A9. Lineage: Eukaryota; Metazoa; Chordata; Mammalia; Rodentia; Muridae. Gene Ontology annotation, biological process: regulation of transcription by RNA polymerase II; proximal/distal pattern formation; DNA-templated transcription. The transcript is spliced from 2 exons. Bases 148 to 963 code for a protein of 271 amino acids. The record is from RefSeq and is a predicted model, not a curated record. Gene Ontology annotation, cellular component: nucleus. Gene Ontology annotation, molecular function: RNA polymerase II cis-regulatory region sequence-specific DNA binding; DNA-binding transcription factor activity, RNA polymerase II-specific.
CGCGCGUGGCCAAUGGGGGCGCGGGCGCCGGCAACUUAUUAGGUGACUGUACUUCACCCCCCCUGGUGCCACCAAGUUGUUACAUGAAAUCUGCAGUUUCAUAAUUUCGGCGGGUCGGGCUGGGCCGGCCAGGCGCGGGCUACUGCGAUGGCCACCACCGGGGCCCUGGGCAACUACUAUGUGGACUCCUUCCUGCUGGGCGCCGACGCUGCGGACGAGCUGGGUGCCGGACGCUACGCUCCAGGGGCCCUGGGCCAACCCCCAAGGCAGGCGGCAGCGCUGGCCGAACACCCCGACUUCAGCCCUUGCAGCUUCCAGUCUAAGGCGGCGGUGUUUGGUGCCUCGUGGAACCCAGUGCACGCAGCGGGCGCCAAUGCGGUGCCUGCUGCGGUGUAUCACCACCACCCCCACCCCUACGUGCACCCCCAGGCGCCCGUGGCGGCGGCGGCGCCGGACGGCAGGUAUAUGCGCUCCUGGCUGGAGCCCACGCCCGGUGCGCUCUCCUUCGCGGGCUUACCCUCCAGCCGGCCUUAUGGCAUUAAACCUGAACCGCUGUCGGCCAGAAGGGGUGACUGUCCCACGCUUGACACGCACACUUUGUCCCUGACUGACUAUACUUGUGGUUCUCCUCCAGUUGAUAGAGAAAAACAACCCAGCGAAGGCGCCUUCUCCGAAAACAAUGCCGAGAAUGAGAGCGGCGGAGACAAGCCCCCCAUCGAUCCCAAUAACCCGGCUGCCAACUGGCUACAUGCUCGCUCCACUCGGAAGAAGCGAUGCCCCUACACAAAACACCAGACGCUGGAACUGGAGAAGGAGUUUCUGUUCAACAUGUACCUCACACGGGACCGCAGGUACGAGGUGGCCCGGCUGCUCAACCUCACCGAAAGGCAGGUCAAGAUCUGGUUCCAGAACCGCAGAAUGAAAAUGAAGAAGAUCAACAAGGACCGAGCAAAAGACGAGUGAGCCUUUAGGGGCUCGGCUAAAAAAAAAGAGCAAGCUAGAAAGAAAAAGAAAGGACUGUCUGUCUGUCUCCCUUAUCUCUUCUCCCCCAAACCCAGCCUCCACUACCCGCACAAAGGGGCUCUAAAUCCCAGGCCUCAUCUCUCCCUGGCUGCCCUGCUCAGGCUGGUUCCUAGGCCUGCGGCUUUGUUGGAGGAGGUAUUGUAAGCUUUCCAUUUUCUAGAAGGCACACACAUACACACACACAAGGGAGGGCAUUAGCGCUGUUGGCUGUACGUGCUAGCUUGUAUAUAUAUAUAUUUAAAAAAGAAUCUACCUGCUUCUGACUUUAAGCAAAAGGAAAGAAAACUACCUUUUUAUAUAAUGCACAACUGUUGAAGCCUGGCUGUAUAGUUUUUAGUCUCUGUAGCUAAUUUAAUUUGCUCUUCGUGUGGCAGAUCCUUCUGCCAAAAUACUUGAACACUGUGUUUUAUUGUGGUAAUUAUGUUUUGUGGCUCAAACUUCUGUGCUGGGUGAAGUACCCAUUGUGAUUGUGGAAGCUAGAAUUCAAUUUGAACUCAGGUUGUUUAUGGGGGAAGGGAGCUGUUGCAUAGAGUAUAGCUCUGUAGUGGAAUAAGUCUUCUGUGUAACUAGACUGUUAACCUAAGACUGUAAACUAGCUGUAAGGAUUUCCAAGUGAAAUCAAUUUUGGAAAGAAAAGGGAGGUAGUUCUCCGGGAUGCAUAGAUUCAUGAUUUAUCUACUUUUGAAAUGUGGGUUUCUUCAUCUUUAUACGUUCUAGACUUCAGUUUUGUUCAAUGUAUAUAAAAUCUCCAUAUUAAAGAAAUACUCAUAAUCAGAAAGCUUGAAUAUUGUUUUUGCACCAGGGGAGAAGUGAGGAAAUUCGGAGCUAUACAUGUGUGCAGAGGGUUACUACCUAUGGUUUAUGCUUAAUUUUAAUUGGGGGAAAGUGAGUGCUUAUUGUAAUGGAGUUAAUUUUAUUGAUAAUAAAUUAUGCACCAUGAAACCGCUAUUGGGCUACUGUAGAUUUGUAUCCUUGGUGAAUUUGGGGUUUCCAUCGGAUUGAACAUACACUGUAUAUUUUGCAAUAGUUACCUCAAGGCCUACUGACCAAAUUGUUUGUGUCGAGAUAUUUAACUUUUGCCAAAUAAAAUAUAUUGAUUCUU